Xyrauchen texanus (razorback sucker) is the source of this 7119-nucleotide messenger RNA. RefSeq lists its product as uncharacterized. Gene Ontology annotation, molecular function: protein binding. The record is from RefSeq and is a predicted model, not a curated record. Lineage: Eukaryota; Metazoa; Chordata; Actinopteri; Cypriniformes; Catostomidae.
AAUGUUCACUGAUUUCAGGAACUUGAGCACAAAAUCAUCUCUCUGAUGAAGAAAGAGCUGAAGAGUAUCAAGAGACUACUGAUCUCAGAUUCCCCAGCAUGCUCUGAGAGAGAGGAGGAGGAUGAUGAAGGUCAGAGCAGAGUCAGAGAGGGGUUUCUGAAGAUCACACUGCACGUCCUGAAGAAGAUGAAGCAGACAGACCUCGCUAACACACUUCAAACCAAACUGAUUUCUGUGCAUCAACAAAAACUCAAAACAAAACUAAAAGAGAAAUUCCAGAGAAUUACUGAAGGAAUGUCAAAUCAAAGCAGCUCAACACUUGUGAAUGAGAUCUACACAGAGCUGUACAUCACAGAGGGAGGGAGUGCAGAGAUCAAUAAUGAACAUGAGGUGAGACAGAUUGAGACAGCAUCCAGGAGAGCAGAGACACAGGAAACACCAAUCAAAUGCAAUGACAUCUUUAAAGCCUUACCUGGACAAGACAAAGCCAUCAGAACUGUGCUGACUAAAGGAGUUGCUGGAAUUGGGAAAACUGUCUCUGUGCAGAAGUUCAUUGUGGACUGGACUGAAGGAAAAGCAAAUCAGGAUGUUCACUUCAUAUUUCCACUUCCUUUCAGAGAGCUCAAUCUGAUGAAGCACAAAAAUAUCAGUUUGAUGGAUCUUCUUCAUCAGUUUUUCACAGAUACAAAAGAACUGAGAUCAACAUUCCUUGAUGACUACAAAGUCAUUUUCAUUUUUGAUGGUCUGGAUGAGUGUCGACUUCCUCUAGAUUUCCAGAACAAUGAUAUUUUGUGUGAUGUGACAGAAUCGGCCUCAGUGGAUGUGCUGCUGACCAACCUCAUCAAGGGGCAUCUGCUUCCUUCUGCUCUGCUCUGGAUCACCUCUCGACCAGCAGCAGCCAAUCAGAUUCCUCCUGAGUGUGUUGAUCAGCUCACAGAUGUACGAGGCUUCAAUGACCCUCAGAAGGACGAGUAUUUCAGGAAGACAAUAAAAGAUGAGCGUCUGGCCAACAGAAUCAUCACACACAUGAAAUCAUCAAGAAGCCUGUACAUCAUGUGUCACAUACCAGUCUUCUGUUGGAUUUCAGCCACUGUUCUCCAGAGACUGUUGAGUGAAGCAGAGAGUGCAGAGAUCCCCAAGACUCUCACUCAAAUGUUCACACACUUCCUGAUCUUUCAGAGCAAACUGAAGAGCCAGAAGUAUGAUGGGAAAUGUGAGGUGGAUCUUCAGCAGGCUAGAAAGAGGAUUCUGUCUCUGGGAAAACUGGCUUUUCAACAGCUGGAAAAAGGGAACCUGAUCUUCUAUGAGGAGGACCUGAGAGAGUGUGGCAUUGAUGUCAGAGAAGCAUCAGUGUACUCAGGAGUUUGUACCCAAAUCUUCAGAGAGGAGUUUGGACUGCACCUGGGGAAGGUGUUCAGCUUUGUGCAUCUGAGCAUUCAGGAGUUUCUCGCUGCUCUGCAUGCUUUUCUUUCCUUUAAUCAACAGAAAUCAUUAGGUCUCUUCAGUAAGUUUAGGUCAUCUAUGAGUGAUCUCCUGAAGAGUGAAGUGGACAAGGCCUUACAGAGUGAGAACGGACACCUGGACCUUUUCAUUCGAUUCCUUCUGGGUCUCUCACUGAAGUCCAAUCAGACAAUCUUACGAGACCUACUGACACAGACAGGAAGCAGCUCUGACAGCAAACAGGAAAUAGUUGAGUACAUUAAGAUGAAGAUCAGGGAGAAUCCCUCUCCAGAGAAAUCCAUCAAUCUGUUCCACUGUCUGAAUGAACUCGAUGAUCAUUCUCUAGUGCAGGAAGUACAAACAUACGUGAACAGAAGAGAUAUCAAUCGUCUCUCUGGAGUCAGUCUCUCUCCUGCUCAGUGGUCAGCUCUGGUGUUUGUGUUGCUGAACUCAGAAGAGGAGCUGGAUCAGUUUAAUCUGAGGAAAUAUGAUCCAUCACAUGAAUGUCUUCUGAGGCUGCUGCCAGUGAUCAAAGCAUCCAGAAAAGCAGAUUUGAUGGGCUGCAAUCUGACAGAGAAAAGUUGUUCAGCACUGGCCUCAGUUCUCAGCUCAAACUCCUCAAGUCUGAGAGAGCUGGACCUGAGUAACAAUGAUCUGCAGGAUUCAGGAGUGAAGCUGCUCUCUGAUGCACUGAAUAGUCCUCACUGUAAACUGGAAAUACUGAGAUUAUCUGGCUGUAUGUUGACAGAGGAAGGCUGUUGUUCUGUGGCAUCAGCUCUGAGAUCAAAUCUCUCAUGCCUGAAAGAGCUGGAUCUGAGCUACAAUCACCCAGGAGAAUCAGGAGUCAAGCUGCUCUCUGAAAGACUCAACGAUCCAAACUGCACACUGGACAAACUUAAUGUGGAUCAUGGAGGAGAGUUCAGGAUUACAGCAGGACCACGCAAAUAUGUCUGUGAUCUCACACUGGAUUCAAACACAGCACACACUGAACUCAUUCUGUCUGAGGGGAACAGGAAGGUGACAUGUGUGAGAGAGCGUCAGUCAUAUCCUGAUCAUCCAGAAAGAUUUGAUUGGUAUCGUCAGGUUCUGUGUAGAGAGAGUCUGACUGGACGCUGUUACUGGGAGACUCAAUGGAGUGGAUAUGGUGCUGAUAUAUCAGUGUCAUAUAAAGAAAUCAGCAGGAAAGGAGAGAGUCGUGACUGUUGGUUUGGAUUAAAUAUAAACUCCUGGAGUCUGGAGUGCUCUAAUAACACAUUCACUGUCUGGCACAAUAAUAACAGAACUGACAUUCGUCCCCCUUCACACGACUGUAAGAGAGUAGGAGUGUAUGUGGACUGUCCGGCCGGCACUCUGUCCUUCUACAGCGUCUGUGACACACACACACUCACACACUUACACACACUCAUCACCACAUUCACUCGACCCCUCUAUGCUGGAUUUGGAGUUUAUUCUGGUUCCUCAAUGUGUGUGUGUGAAAUUGAUCAUCAGAGACACACACUGCCUCUGCAGAUGAACACUGUUUUAGCCACAGAUUCAUCUGCACAGUUACGGCUGUCAAGAGUGACUAGAUCUUUAAAAUCAUCCAAGAAAGGGUUGCCCAUUCUUUUAAUAGUUUCAGACAGGAAGAAAGUCCUCUUCAAAUUCUUUCAGCAAUCUUCCCAACUCUGGUCCAGAGAUCAUCCAUCGUCUGAAAGCAUUUGGGUUUUCUGUGAGACCAACUGCACCACCGCAACCUUUCACAAUCGUAUUCUCUUGUUCAUGAGCUUGGUCGAAAGGAUCCAUUUUGUGACAAGAGCAGAAAAUUACACGACGAGAGAAACAGAGAAAAAGUUUGACAGUUUUUGUUCCACUGAAUCGUCUGAAACAAUCAAUAAAUUCAUUGUGAAGUAUUUUGUAGGUGAUAUUCUAGUCAGUAAAGAGGAACAUCAACAGUUCUUGACAGGUGUUCAGUGGACUGUUCAGAUGAUGUCAUGGAGAAAGUAUCUCAGUGGACAGACAGACACAGGGAAGGUCAAGAGUGUCAUUCAUGGAGAAUCUCCUGAAUCCAGCUGUGUGUCCAUGAAGAGUGACGGGUCAAUGGAUCGUCCAAUUAAAUUCAGUUCAGGAGAGUCUUUGAUCAACUACAGAAACAAACAGGAUGCAUCAGAGUCAACUGCUGGGAAAGUGCCAUUGGACUCCAUUUUUGAGGAACUUGAGCACAAAAUCAUCUCUCUGAUGAAGAAAGAGCUGAAGAGUUUCAAGAGACUACUGAUCUCAGAUUCCCCAGCAUGCUCUGAGAGAGAGGAGGAGGAUGAUGAAGGUCAGAGCAGAGUCAGAGAGGGGUUUCUGAAGAUCACACUGCACGUCUUGAAGAAGAUGAAGCAGACAGACCUCGCUAACACACUUCACACCAAACUGAUUUCUGUGCAUCAACAAAAACUCAAAACAAAACUAAAAGAGAAAUUCCAGAGAAUUACUGAAGGAAUGUCAAAUCAAAGCAGCUCAACACUUGUGAAUGAGAUCUACACAGAGCUGUACAUCACAGAGGGAGGGAGUGCAGAGAUCAAUAAUGAACAUGAGGUGAGACAGAUUGAGACAGCAUCCAGGAGAGCAGAGACACAGGAAACACCAAUCAAAUGCAAUGACAUCUUUAAAGCCUUACCUGGACAAUACAAAGCCAUCAGAACUGUGCUGACUAAAGGAGUUGCUGGAAUUGGGAAAACUGUCUCUGUGCAGAAGUUCAUUGUGGACUGGACUGAAGGAAAAGCAAAUCAGGAUGUUCACUUCAUAUUUCCACUUCCUUUCAGAGAGCUCAAUCUGAUGAAGCACAAAAAUAUCAGUCUUAUGGAUCUUCUUCAUCAGUUUUUCACAGAUACAAAAGAACUGAGAGAAUUGAAAACAUUCCUGGAUGACUACAAAGUCAUUUUCAUUUUUGAUGGUCUGGAUGAGUGUCGACUUCCUCUAGAUUUCCAGAACAAUGAUAUUUUGUGGGAUGUGACAGAAUCGGCCUCAGUGGAUGUGCUGCUGACCAACCUCAUCAAGGGGAAUCUGCUUCCUUCUGCUCUGCUCUGGAUCACCUCUCGACCAGCAGCAGCCAAUCAGAUUCCUCCUGAGUGUGUUGACCAGCUCACAGAUGUACGAGGCUUCAAUGACCCUCAGAAGGACGAGUAUUUCAGGAAGACAAUAAAAGAUGAGCGUCUGGCCAACAGAAUCAUCACACACAUGAAAUCAUCAAGAAGCCUGUACAUCAUGUGUCACAUACCAGUCUUCUGUUGGAUUUCAGCCACUGUUCUCCAGAGACUGUUGAGUGAAGCAGAGAGUGCAGAGAUCCCCAAGACUCUCACUCAAAUGUUCACACACUUCCUGAUCUUUCAGAGCAAACUGAAGAGCCAGAAGUAUGAUGGGAAAUGUGAGGUGGAUCUUCAGCAGGCUAGAGAGAGGAUUCUGUCUCUGGGAAAACUGGCUUUUCAACAGCUGGAAAAAGGGAACCUGAUCUUCUAUGAGGAGGACCUGAGAGAUUGUGGCAUUGAUGUCAGAGAAGCGUCAGUGUACUCGGGAGUUUGUACCCAAAUCUUCAGAGAGGAGUUUGGACUGCACCUGGGGAAGGUGUUCAGCUUUGUGCAUCUGAGCAUUCAGGAGUUUCUCAGCUGCUUUAUUCAAGUUUCUGCAAAACAAGUCAAGAAGAGUGAUUUCCUGAAGAGUGAAGUGGACAAGGCCUUACAGAGUGAGAACGGACACCUGGACCUUUUCAUUCGAUUCCUUCUGGGUCUCUCACUGAAGUCCAAUCAGACAAUCUUACGAGACCUACUGACACAGACAGGAAGCAGUUCUGACAGCAAACUGGAAAUAGUUGAGUACAUUAAGAUGAAGAUCAGGGAGAAUCCCUCUCCAGAGAAAUCCAUCAAUCUGUUCCACUGUCUGAAUGAACUCAAUGAUCAUUCUCUAGUGCAGGAAGUACAAACAUACGUGAACAGAAGAGAUAUCAGUCGUCUCUCUGGAGUCCGUCUCUCUCCUGAUCAGUGGUCAGCUCUGGUGUUUGUGUUGCUGAACUCAGAAGAGGAGCUGGAUCAGUUUAAUCUGAGGAAAUAUGAUCCAUCACAUGAAUGUUUUCUGAGGCUGCUGCCGGUGAUCAAAGCAUCCAGAAAAGCUGAUCUGAUGGUAUGCAAUCUGACAGAGCAAAGUUGUUCAGCACUGGCCUCAGUUCUCAGCUCAAACUCCUCAAGUCUGAGAGAGCUGAACCUGAGUAACAAUGACCUGCAGGAUUCAGGAGUGAAGCUGCUCUCUGAUGCACUGACGAGUCCUCACUGUACAUUGGAAAUACUGAGAUUAUCUGGCUGUAUGGUGACAGAGGAAGGCUGUUGUUCUGUGGCAUCAGCUCUGAGAUCAAAUCUCUCACGCCUGAAAGAGCUGGAUCUAAGCUACAAUCACCCAGGAGAAUCAGGAGUCAGGCUGCUCUCUGAAAGACUCAACGAUCCAAACUGCACACUGGACAUACUUAAUGUGAAUCAUGGAGGAGAGUUCAGGAUUACAGCAGGACCACGCAAAUGGGUCUGUGAUCUCACACUGGAUUCAAACACAGUUCACACUAAACUCAUUCUGUCUGAGGGGAACAGGAAGGUGACACAUGUGAGAGAGCGUCAGUCAUAUCCUGAUCAUCCAGAGAGAUUUGAUGAGUGUCCUCAGGUUCUGUGUAGAGAGAGUCUGACUGGACGCUGUUACUGGGAGACUCAAUGGAGUGGAGAUGCUGCUGUUAUAUCAGUGUCAUAUAAAGAAAUCAGCAGGAAAAGAAAGAGUGAUGACUGUGUGUUUGGAUACAAUGUAAACUCCUGGAGUCUGUACUGCUUUAAUAACACAUUCACUGUCUGGCACAAUAAAAACAGAACUGUCAUACGUCCCCCUUCACAUGACUGUAAGAGAGUAGGAGUGUAUGUGGACUGUCCGGCCGGCACUCUGUCCUUCUACAGCGUCUCUGACACACACACACUCACACACUUACACACACUCAUCACCACAUUCACUCGACCCCUCUAUGCUGGAUUUAUAGUUGAUCCUGAUUCCUCAGUGUGUGUGUGUGAAAUGGAUCAUCAGAGACACACACACACAAAGGUGACACGUGUGAGAGAGCAUCAGUCAUAUCCUGAUCAUCCAGAGAGAUUUGAUGUGUAUCGUCAGGUUCUGUGUAGAGAGAGUCUGACUGGACGCUGUUACUGGGAGACUCAAUGGAGUGGAGAUGGUGCUGAAAUAUCAGUGUCAUAUAAAGAAAUCAGCAGGAAAGGAGAGAGUGAUGACUGUCUGUUUGGAUUCAAUGUAAACUCCUGGAGUCUGUGGUGCUCUAAUAACAGAUUCACUGUCCGUCACAAUAAUAAAAGAACUGUCAUACGUCCCCCUUCACCCGACUGUAAGAGAGUAGGAGUGUAUGUGGACUGUCCGGCCGGCACUCUGUCCUUCUACAGCGUCUCUGACACACACACACUCACACACUUACACACACUCAUCACCACAUUCACUCGACCCCUCUAUGCUGGAUUUUAUCUUUAUUCUGAUUCCUCAGUGUGUGUGUGUGAAAUUGAUCAUCAGAGACACACACACACACAACUGGAUGAGUGAAAUAUACUCACUGUAUCUCACAUCAACACAACUCCAAACUCUUUCUAGAAAUCAUUUCAUCAAUUAAACUGAUUGAAUUCAAUACAAUGACAG